AUGGUUCGUUCCGGCAUCUUUCCAUCCUCCCCCCUCCGACAUCACCACGCAUUUUCAACCCGUACCCUUCACCUCUUCCAUGACUUAUUCUGUCAAUGCCCCAGGCUUUCCAUUCAGCCCUUCAUCAAAUCACUCUGUGAUGUUCAGGGUUUUCCGUUCAAACCCUACCUCAUGCAACAGUUCUCCUCUGCGUAUGAUGCAUAUGUGGAGGUGAAAUCUCGAACCCGCAAGCUGGUUGCUCAGACGCUUGGUAGAGAUUCGUCAACUUGGCGAAUUCUGCACACCUGUCCAUGCUGCCAGAAUGAGCUGCAGGAGGAUGACCCUUUGGAGAUUAGGAUGAUGGUGGCUAUGGAUGGGAAUGAUUCUUUAAAACGGGUUGAACGUUGUAAGGAUGCAGCCGACAAUUCCCUUGCAGAGGUUGCGGAUUCUGGGGUGGCAGGAGACGACUACUUUCUCUCCCGUACAUCCGUCGACAAUUGGGCGGAGGAAAACUGGAAGAAUGUGCCGCCAUGGGUCCCUCAGAAUAGCUUUCAGGAGUGGGUUUGGAAGACUGGGAUGUGUGAAGAGAAAUGGCAUAACGCAUCGGAUAAGAAUACUGGAAAGUCAUGGGCAAAGUUCGAUGAGAAUGGGAUAUUUCUACUCAUUUGUCGGCAUGGACUUGUUCUCUCAUUGGCGGACAUGGUUAAGUCAGGUGAAAAAGCAAAGUAUUCUUUGGCUUCCAUGCAUCACUUCCUUGAGGCAGAGCGGCAGUAUCGUAUUAGCAAUGGAGAAGAUGCGCCUCCCAAAGGCAAGCUCUGUUUUGCAUAUGACAUUGGCUGUACCAACAGCAAGACUGUACACCGUAGUCCACUAGCACCCCUUGCUAAUUAUAUGGGGUACCUCCCUGCUGUUGGAACAAUGCAUGGGUAUGCUCAUGAACGGGCUUGCCAGCUUAACUUUCUUCUUCUGUACCAGACCGGCGCUGGUUUGGAGGAUGGCGAAACCUCUGAGCAAUACUUCUCAAAGUCAAACUCUUUAGCUUCAGCAACUCGACAUGCAAGUAUCUUCCACCAUCGACAAAUGAUCACUGAAUAUGCCUACCAUACCAACAACUUUGAAAUGUAUGGCAAUCUUAGUAAAUUCCUUAGAAACCACUACAGCCAGGCCCUCGAAAUACUAGGAACGGCUCCUUCGCUCAGAAUUCAAAUGCGUGAGGCUGGUAUUAAGGACGCCUGUGUCAUCUUUCAAUGGAUGGAGGAGGAAGCAGCUUAUCUCCAGAAUCUUUCAAGGGAGCCACCGGUUGAAACCCUCCAAAUGGAGUACUACAGAAAACUGAUUGCUCUCAGGGAAUGUCAGGCUGUUUUGAAAGAUGCAAGACUUGCCUGGCUAUCAUAUCGACCUGGUGAACGUGAUCAGACUUCGGCUCUUGAACGUGCUCAGCGCCAUGCCCAGGAGAAUGAACGGAAGAUUCUCGCCGACGUCCAUGCCUUGGAAUCAAAGCUCGAUGUGCAUGUUCGGUGGACGGAGGGCUCUGCGCAGUGGGAGGAAGCUGGGGCACUAGUAACAGGUACUAAGUAUCGAAGAGCUCUUGAUAAACUUGAGGGACUAUUGGUCUCCAGGAUAUUUGAACUUUCUCGGUUGAAUAUCUCAGGCACAGGUUACAAAAUGCGAAAACACUUAGCAAGUGCGCUGAAGAAACGAUUGAAGAGUAUUCAGAGUGCCAUUAUCGAGUACAAUACUGUUGCUGCUAAAAUGAAGCCCAAGAGGCAGCCGGUUGACUGGGAGGAGGUUGUUGAGUACACAUUCCUAUCUGAGUUUGACAUCCUCCGCGAUACCCGUGAAGAUAUCCGUGAAUGUCCAUGGGCAGUCCCUGCUAAUCGUGUCAUCAUCACUCAAUUCUUCAAGGUCAUUGGAGCUGAGGAUGAGCUCUCCCGUGUACAUCAAGAAAUCCGACGACUCAUUACCUAUAUGCAACGGGAGAAGGAUGAGCUCACAACACGAGAAAGGGAGCUCAUGCCAACAAACCCGACCCUUGCAUUGCAGGUUAGGAAUUUUUGUCGGGAGCGGGGACGAUUCCAUGAAGUUCACAGAAAGCGGCUCCUCUCCAUAACCAAGCUACCAGGCUUUGACUGGUCUACGAAUAGAAAAAUAGAUACAUUCCUAUCAGUAGCUACAGAUGUCUUAGAGGAGUAG
This is a messenger RNA of Lentinula edodes (shiitake mushroom), 2172 nucleotides long. RefSeq lists its product as uncharacterized. The transcript has 5 exons. The record is from RefSeq and is a predicted model, not a curated record. Bases 1 to 2172 code for a protein of 723 amino acids. NCBI's taxonomy places the organism in Eukaryota, Fungi, Basidiomycota, Agaricomycetes, Agaricales, Omphalotaceae.